This is a messenger RNA of Oryza sativa Japonica Group (Japanese rice), 1675 nucleotides long. RefSeq names its product lipid phosphate phosphatase 2. The record is from RefSeq and is a predicted model, not a curated record. Gene Ontology annotation, biological process: phospholipid metabolic process. Gene Ontology annotation, molecular function: phosphatidate phosphatase activity. NCBI's taxonomy places the organism in Eukaryota, Viridiplantae, Streptophyta, Magnoliopsida, Poales, Poaceae.
AUCACAGCCACCGGUGCGUGGCCCAUCUCCAAUUCUCCAGUUGCUUCCUUUUCGUUCCCCUCCGCGGCUUCACCCCGUGUCCCCGUCACUCUCCGGCCAGCGCCUCCACUCCACUCCCCUCCCCACACUCCCCCGCGUCUCCAGCGCCGCCGCCGCGGUAAUGUGACCUCGCGCGCGGCACUCCGGGAUUAUCUAGGAAGAGCACGAGGAGGAGGCGCCGAUCUGUAGGGCUCGUUGUUAGUCAUCUCGACCAAGGGACCGGUGAAGCUCGGCUGUGGUUUGGACUGGUGACGUAUCCAGUCAACUCUAGACAUCUUUUGUCGACUCAUCAGGAAAAAUGCCUGAUAUCCAGUUAGGGUGCCACACUAUAAGGUCCCAUGGAACCAGUGUGGCAAGACUCCACAUGUAUGACUGGAUAAUACUUCUCUUUCUUGCUGUUGUUGAUGGGCUGCUAAACAUAAUUGAGCCUUUUCACCGCUUUGUUGGACGUGACAUGAUGACAGACUUGAGAUAUCCACUAAAGGGCAACACAAUUCCAUUUUGGGCCGUUCCACUUAUUGCAAUUGUGCUGCCCUGGGUUGUCUUUGGUGGAAUUUACUUCAAAAAGAAAAAUGUCUAUGAUUUACACCAUGGCAUACUGGGGAUUCUAUAUUCGGUACUUAUAACUGCUGUGAUUACUGAUGCAAUUAAGGAUGGUGUUGGUCGUCCUCGCCCAGAUUUCUUUUGGCGUUGUUUCCCUGAUGGAAUACCUAAGUUUGAUAAUGUCACUACAAAUGUCAUAUGCCAUGGAGAAAAGAGUGUUAUCAAGGAAGGCCACAAGAGCUUUCCAAGUGGGCAUUCUUCAUGGUCUUUUGCUGGUCUAGGUUUUCUUGCGUGGUACUUGGCUGGUAAACUUAAGGCUUUUGAUCGCAAAGGCCACAUUGCAAAGUUAUGCAUAGUAUUUCUGCCUCUACUUGUUGCGUCCCUUGUGGCAGUCUCUCGAGUUGAUGAUUACUGGCAUCACUGGCAAGACGUAUUUGCAGGUGGCAUUAUAGGUCUUACGGUUUCUUCGUUUUGUUAUCUGCAGUUCUUCCCAUAUCCAUUUGAUGCUGAUGCUGUAUGGCCCCAUGCAUACUUCCAACAGCUAGCUGACACACAAAGCAACGGCAUUGCAAACUCAUACAACAUGGGACCAACAGACAUUGAGAUUGCUGACGAAGGCCAUGGUGCCAUUUCCCUGAGAGACACCAGUCCUAUUUUAGACACGAUGGAGUCUGGUAGGAGAGGCUGAAACAUGAGGCGACAAGUAUCUUGAUGUUGUGUGGAUUCUUCGGCCUUUCUGAGUUUUAAGUUCUACAACAUGACUAGUUCGUACGGUUCCCCCAUUUCCAUGUACAUUGCGCAAGAAUAGGUAGAGUUUUGCCAGGUAGAAUUGUGCUUGUCAUCUCAGGUGAUCGUCUCAUCAUUGAGAGUUCCUUGCAACUCGGUGCUGGCCGUUAUAUGCUGACUUAAACUCGUUGUGGGUGUUGGCUGUAAAUUACAGUGGGAGUUUGCACUCUUAAUCAUAUUCCACAGUCCUCUUUGUUACCCUGCUGAUGUACCUAUCCUACGCUCUGGUUGUGCUGAAAUUGGUCCCAAUGUAAAUUACAAAUGUUGCUGAUUUGUCUGAUCCAGUUUAUUGCAGUUUUAGUUGCUC